This is a messenger RNA of Neoarius graeffei (lesser salmon catfish), 1647 nucleotides long. Its product is annotated as legumain-like. Gene Ontology annotation, biological process: vacuolar protein processing. The record is from RefSeq and is a predicted model, not a curated record. The transcript is spliced from 14 exons. Lineage: Eukaryota; Metazoa; Chordata; Actinopteri; Siluriformes; Ariidae. Gene Ontology annotation, molecular function: cysteine-type endopeptidase activity. The coding region runs from base 1 to 1647 and encodes 548 amino acids.
AUGGCAGACCCAUUGGGGAAGGGUUUGUCACCACUCGCACCGCACCUUUGGAAAUUCAGGUGGGUGCCAUGCACAAAGGCACCCAUCCUCAAACACCCAGACCCUGCAAAGCCCUUCACUGUUGAGGCUGAUGCCUCUGAAACUGGAGUGGGAGGCAUCUUGUCCCAGUGCUUCAGGGAGAAGCCUAAAUUACAUCCUGUAGCAUUCUUCUCCAGAAAGCUUACACCUGCCAAACAGAACCUCCUAGUUAUCAAACUGGCCACAGAGGAGUGGAGGCACAGGCUCAAGGGAGCCACACACCCAUUCAUCAUCCUGACUGAUCACAAGAAUCUAGAGUACCUUGUAACAGCCCCUCUAGUGUGGUGCCUGAACAUUGUCGUGGAUAUGGGAGGGAGCUACAGCAAAAAACAGUGGGUUCUCCUGGUGGCAGGUUCUAAAGGUUGGGAAAACUACAGACAUCAGGCCAAUGUGUGUCACGCUUAUCAAAUCGCACAACAGAACGGUGUUCCAGAUGAACAGAUUGUGGUGAUGAUGUAUGAUGAUAUUGCCAAAAAUAAAGAAAAUCCUGUAUAUGGAAACGUAAUCAAUGUACCAAAUGGCCCAAAUGUUUACCCAGGGGUUCCUAAGGACUACACUGGAGAGGAUGUCUCAGCUGAAAACUUUCUGGCUGUAGUGCGUGGAGAUUCAUCUGCGGUGAAGAAAACAGGACCAAAAAAAGUAAUACAAAGUGGUAAAUACGAUUCUAUCUUCAUCUACUUAUCGGACCAUGGAGCUCAUGGAAUCUUUGGAUUUCCUCAUUCCACACUUUAUGCACAUGACCUCAUUAACACAGUGAAUACAAUGUCAUGGAGCAGCCAGUUUUCAAAGAUGGUCAUUUAUUUGGAAUCGUGUCAUGCAGGAUCAAUGCUGGACAAGCUGUCAGACAGAAAUGUGUAUUCAGUCGGGUCGUGCAAGCCUGAUGAAUUUGCUUACGCUUGGUUCUGGGACAAGGAAAGAAAUACCUAUCUUGCUGAUGUCUUCAGUACUUACUGGCUUCACCACACCGAGACUGUAAAACUUAGCUUGACUUCAUUUGAAGAUCAGUUUUCCUACUUGAAGAAAAAUGUCAGCAAGGCUGUAAGAAAGGAUGUGGGAAAGACUCAGACGCCGUGUAACUAUGGGUACAAGGGCAUGCUGAAGUUAAUGCUGAGUGAAUUUCUUGGACAAUCCUCUGCUCCUGUCAGUGAAGUGUACACAUCCCAGCCCCUGAACAUUCAAGAGUCUGAUGUGGUAGACGCUACAGAAGUUCCACUGAUAAUCCAAGAAAACAGGAUUAAAAAUGAACAGGAUCCGGAAAAAAGACAGGUCCUGGAAAGACAAUAUGAGGAUCUUAAAAGAAAGAGGAAGACAGUGGAUGAAGCGCUGCAGAAGAUUGCUGAGCACAUAAACGCUUCACGGGCUCUGACUGGAAAAUGUGAAGUGACUCGCACGUAUGAACUCAAAGUCGUGGCUGAGCAUUUUAGGAAAAAUCUCUUCAACUGGGACGAGGAACCGUUUGUCAUCACUCAUUCACACCUGCAGGUUUUAGUGAAUCUGUGUGAGUGUGGCUUGGAGGUUGAGAGCAUCAUUGAAGCCAUUACUCAAGUGAGCCAGGAGAUAACUUUCUGA